Messenger RNA from Labrus bergylta (ballan wrasse), 1976 nucleotides. It is a transcript of the gene fgf7, whose product is annotated as fibroblast growth factor 7. The record is from RefSeq and is a predicted model, not a curated record. Gene Ontology annotation, molecular function: type 2 fibroblast growth factor receptor binding; growth factor activity. Gene Ontology annotation, cellular component: cytoplasm. Lineage: Eukaryota; Metazoa; Chordata; Actinopteri; Labriformes; Labridae. Gene Ontology annotation, biological process: cell differentiation; positive chemotaxis; positive regulation of peptidyl-tyrosine phosphorylation.
CUGGUUGGGAUCUAAUUGCUCUCAAGUGAGGUCAGCAGGAGGCAUUUAUCUAAGAAGAGUGCACAGCGACAGUGGAAGAUGCACAGAGGGAGCCUGCCAGAAUCAGGGAGACAUCCAUGGGAAUUGACAGAAGCUCCAAGCUUCCUAAGACUCUCUGUAUUACUGGGCUUAAGAACUGCGUUUCUUCAAACUAAAACUCAGCUGAAAAGAAAUGCACCUCUGAAAACUCCUGUCAUCACUCAGAGCACAUAGAGUCCUGCAUAACGUCCCUGAACUGGAUUACGCCUUUGUUGUCGGACUAUAAUCACAAGAGGAUGGAGCGGUCAACACAGUGAGGAUUAAGAGAGAUAUCAUCUCUCAUACUAUCACCUGUCAAUUUCCAGCCUCAGCCAACUUAAAACCAACUUCACAAAGUCUCUCCACAAGUGUCCUGCCUAAACAUCCUACUAGGAUCCCUGCUGCAGGAACAGGGAGCCGGAGGUUAAGCACAAGGGUCAGGGGUCCGGUGGGCUGAGGGACAGCACACAGAUCUCUUUUUCACAUUUCAGUAUGUUGUUCAUUGACCCCCACUGCAUUGUAUUAUAAUGCGCAAAUGGAUGCUGACAUGGAACCUUCAAAAUCUGUUCUCGGGACUGUACUUGCACGCAAUCUUCCUGUUUGGCAGUGUGUGUGUGGUCUACAGUGACUGCACUCCAGAGCAACUUGCCGCUAUUAUGAACUGCUCCAGACACGAGCGCCACACCAGGAACUAUGACUACAUGGAGGGAGGAGAUGUGCGCAUCCGACAGCUGUUCAGCCGCACGCAAUGGUUCCUAACAAUUGAUGACUUUGGCAACAUCAAUGGGACUCAAGACCCAACCAACUGUCACAGUAUCCUGGAGAUCAGGACAGUGUCUGAGGGGGGCAUCCUAGCUAUCAAAGGCGUGAAGAGUCAGUUUUAUAUCUCCAUGAACAAGGCUGGACAGCUGCAAGGCAAGAGGAUCUACAACGAAAACUGCAACUUCAAGGAGGUUUUCCUAGAAAACUACUUCAAUGCUUACUCCUCUGCAAAGUGGACUAAAAAUGGCAAAGAAAUGUUCAUAGCCCUUUCUCAGAAGGGAAGGCCAAUGCGAGGAAAGAAGACCAGAAGGGAGCAUAUAGCAUCCCACUUCAUUCCAAUGAAGUGCCGAGAAGAGGAGAGGAGGGUGGACUGAAAAAGCAGAGGACUAAUUCAAGGCAAAUUGUAAAGAUUUCACUCACAUAACUUGUAUUUUAAGGGACACAUAUAAACUCUUUACCAAUGUCAGACUCCACUCUCCUCCAGUGUGAUCUCCUGUGAUCUAUGACUUCUUUUGUCAUUUUCAUUUUCAAAGCCUGAUAUCAGAUUGGUCCAUUAAAGUAUUCCAAACAUCCUCAAAAAAGAUGUUACAACGAGAAAAUGAUGAUAUAUUUGAAAUAGCCUUCAUUGGUACACCAAAUGUUAUCCUCUAAAGCCUAUUCAAUGUUAUUGUUAUUUUGAAUAUUCUAUUCUAUUAUAUUUCCAUAUCAAAUUUUGUGUUUUCUAAUAAAACAGUAAUGUGUAAUGUAUUACGCACAGUCGGGACUGUAUCCUGUUCACAGAUUUACACCUUGCCAGAUGAGAAGACCUGUGAUGAUCAGCAGAAAGGUCCAGAGAAGAGAUUUGGCUUGACCAAGAAGCAAGCUGGACUUGUGUUUUUUUAUUCGUACAUGUGCUCCGAGCACACAAACCAAGGGCAAGGUGGAUGACAAUAGCAUGUUCAUUAAAAUGAUUUUAUAUAUAUAUAUAUAUAAGUAGGACGAUCUGUUUGUGAAUGAUCUGUGUUGAACUGUCUGUCCUUCCAGCAUUGAAAACUCUCAUCAAAUGAAUUGUAGCUGUUCACUGAUUCCCUCUUCCUUAUCGAGGUGUGAUUUUGACAUGCUAAAAUAUUCUGCUGCUGCUGAAAUGAUAUCCACAUUAAAAUGCAAAAUGAACAACA